Molecule: messenger RNA, 948 nt
Organism: Rhizoctonia solani
Lineage: Eukaryota; Fungi; Basidiomycota; Agaricomycetes; Cantharellales; Ceratobasidiaceae
Product: Retrotransposable element Tf2 protein
Exons: 3
Coding region: 1-948 (315 amino acids)
Molecular function (GO): nucleic acid binding
Source: RefSeq, a predicted model, not a curated record
AUGAUUGUGGGACUACCGGUCUCAGAAGGCUUUGAUGCCAUCCUUACUGUCAUUGACCGAUUUUCAAAAAUGGUUCACUUUAUUCCUACCCAAUCAACGGCGUCGGCCAUUGACAUUGCCAACUUAUUCAUUACAUACAUCUGGAAAUUACAUGGCCUUCCCAGGAGUACAGUUUCAGAUAGAGGUCCUACAUUUAAUGCCAAGUUUAUUCCCUAUCAUCCUCAAACAGAUGGUCAAACAGAACGAAUACAACAAGAGGCUGAGAUCUUUAUUUGGAUGUUUGGGAAUCAUUGGCAAUCAGACUGGGUGUUGUUACUACCCCUAGCCAAAUUUGCUCUGAAUAACCUGAAACAAUCUUCCACGGACAAAUCCGUCCCUAACGCAGAUGAACAUGCGGAAUUCUUAGAAAAGGGCUAUGAUGAAAUCAAGGCAGCGUUAUCAAUAUCCCAAGAAAGGAUGAAACACUUCUAUGAUCAACGUCACAGGGAAGAAGAAGGAAUUCAAGUAGGGGACAAAGCCUGGCUAAGUCAUCAAAAUAUAUCCACCGAUAGACCAUCCAUCAAGCUUAGCCACAAAAAGCUAGGUCCCUAUUUGGUAAUUGAAAAAAUUGGAUCACAUGCGUAUAAAUUACAACUACCCCAUACCAUGCGCAUACAUCCAGUAUUUCACAUAAAUCUCUUAACAAAAUUCCGCCCUGACCCUCAUGGACGCGAUCCUCCUCAACCUGCACCUAUUAUUACAGAAGAAGGUGAAGAGGAAUACAAAGUGGAAAGAAUCUUGGAUAGUAAAUGGAAGGGACGCGGAAAAACAAGAAAGUUAUGGUACCUAGUCAAAUGGAAAGGAUAUGACGAAGGAAGUAACUCAUGGGAACCCAUAGACAAUGUGGGAAAUGCCCAAGAAGCCUUAGAGGAAUUUUAUAAGGAACACCCCAAUGCAGUUGGAGCUUGA